Molecule: messenger RNA, 1475 nt
Organism: Aphis gossypii (cotton aphid)
Lineage: Eukaryota; Metazoa; Arthropoda; Insecta; Hemiptera; Aphididae
Gene: Gr63a
Product: gustatory and odorant receptor 63a
Exons: 7
Coding region: 82-1302 (406 amino acids)
Biological process (GO): sensory perception of taste
Cellular component (GO): neuronal cell body; axon; membrane
Source: RefSeq, a predicted model, not a curated record
AAAUAUUCGUGAAUCGUAUCGAUAUAAUAUGUUUAUGGUGUCGUCAAACUCAGUAAAAUAUUUUUGGUACUUAGUAGAAAUAUGUCGACGGUUGAUAACGUGCCGGUAACUACACGUUCGUUUUUCGAUCAGCUGUGCGGUCCGUUCUUCACGGCGUUUCGCAUUUUGGGCAUCUGUCCGUACACGAGAAAUCGAAAUGGAGUCUUCAGCAAGAGAACCGUGUCCGCGUCCUCGGCGUACACGUUAUUCUCGGCCGCGGCGUUCGGAUACGCCAGCUUUGCAGCGAUCAAAACGCUGUCUCGACAACCUCCUCCUUUGGACAUGUCCAACUUCAAUCGCAUACUCUUGAAACUCGGCUACGCCACGUUGGUCGCGCCGUCCGCGAUCGUGCCCGUCAUCAUGUGGUUCGAAACGGUCAAGCUCCAGGAGUAUCUACAGGAGUGGCGACAGUUCCAAGACAAUUAUAACAGAGUGAUCGGCGAAUCGGAUGGUACUUUCAGGAUCGCGAUCGUCAAGAAACGGGUGAACAGGAUUUAUCAAUCGAUACUAUUAUUCUUGUUGAUCACAGGAGUUGCAAUCUUGUGGUCGCCAUCGACCAUAAGCGACGUAUUUGUACUCGUUUGCACGAUAAAAAGUAUUUCGACCAUGGUUUUCAUCACGGGAUUUUGGUUCGUGGGUGCAAUUGUGAUCGAGGCGACAAUCGACGGCUACAAGAAAAAAUUACAAACGGACUUGGACGGACAGGACGGUUUGAGAUUCAGCGCCCGGUCGAUCGAAGACUACCGUCUGCUGUGGCUGCAGAUGAGUCGGCUGGUGCACGGGGUCGGCGAUUACAUGUCGGCCACAGUGACGUUUUGCAUAUUUCACACGACCGUCGUAGUCGUCUUGAGCGUGUACGCGCUGGCCGUGUGGGGCGCAACGCUCGUCAGACUGCGCCGGUACGAGGCGCUCGCGUCCGCCUUGGUGGCGCUCGCCUGCAACGCCACGUCCCUGUACGUGUACUGCGAUUGCGGUUACAGUCAGACCAAAAAAUGCGUCGACAACGUGAUACUGCUCAUAUUGAAAUUGAAGUCUUCGGCGAGAUGGACGACGUCGAAUUACAUUCAGAUAACAUUAUUCUUGAACGCCGUGAAUCAAUAUCAACCAAACGUGAAUGUGAUCGGUUUUUACGAAAUCAACAGAGGAUUGCUUGGCUCGAUUUUAUCCUUACUUUUGACGUACCUAAUAGUUCUCAUACAACUGAAUUCUUCGUUUACUACGCCGAGCACUGUAGAAGACAACAACAACACUAUAAUGACAUAAUUGGAAUGUGGCACAUUUAUUUUGUUCUUAAUAAAAAGAAUAUUCAUUGAUACUUAUUUAAAUAUUUUUAUUUAUUUUUUUUUUUUAGAAUUAUAUUUCCAAUUUCUUAUAAUUAAUAUACUUAUAAAAUAAUCACAUGUAAAAUAAAUAUCGUGAAUAAAUAAUUAAAAUAA